GCAGACUCGCGCAGGCAGAGACAGCCACAGUGAGACAGUGAGAGUCCACUGUCCAGUCCACACUGCCACACUCCACAGUCCAGUCCUGUCCACACUCCCACAGUCAGUUAGUGUAUUGAAAAUAAAAUAUAGUUAUGUAUGUACCUAGCAUUGUUUUGAUAUAAAAGGUGAUAUAUCGACUGUUUUACCUUACUCCUAUCUACACUUCCACCGAUAACAUCAAUCAAGCUUCCAGGAUGUCAGCCGCUCUCAAGACUGCUGGGACUCUCGCUCCCACAACCUGCCGAAGGUUAACCAUGAUCGGCGCUGGUCGUAUGGCUGAGGCUCUGAUCAAUGGCAUCAUCAGCAAGGAAGCCUUGCCUGCAGACCAGGUGGUAGUAUACGAUAUCAACGCCAAAGUAUCUGCGAACAUUUCGAAGAAAUAUGGAUGUGUAGCAAGUAAUUCAAUGCUAGAUGCGAUCACAGAUUCCGACGUCGUGAUUCUCGCAGUCAAACCUAACAAUGUCACCGACGUCGGCAAGGUCAUCGCAUCAGCACUAUCUCCUAAAACCACAGUAGUUUCAGUAAUGGCUGGUGUGAAUAUGAAUACGCUUUCAACGACACUGAAUCAUCGGCGGAUUGUGCGUGCCAUGAGCAACACACCAGCGUUCAUCUCACAGGGCAUGACCGUUUGGACAGGCAGUCAGGAAUGCACACAGGAGAAUAAGGAUACAGUGCAACAAUUCUUUGCUGCGGUUGGCGAAGAGAUCUAUGUUAGCGAGGAGAAGUAUCUUGACAUGGCCACUGCCAUCUCUGGCAGUGGGCCUGCGUAUGUUAUGCUGAUGAUGGAAGCGCUGACCGACAGUGGUGUACAUUUGGGAUUCCCAAGGGAUGUUGCCAAAAAGCUCGCCCAACAAACAUUGCUCGGCACAACCAUGUACAGCAUUAAUAGUGAUGAGAUACACUUGGCUAAACUCAGAAAUGACGUCACCUCACCAGGUGGGACUACGGCAACAGCGCUUUACGAACUGGAAGCUGGGGGUUUCCGAACCGUAAUGAGUAAAGCUGUGUGGGCAGCGUAUCGCCGUGCACUCGAACUGGGUGGUAGUGACAGCAAUGUAGGACCUGGAAGAUCACAUGGCUAAGAAAAAUUUCGAUUCAGAUACACAAUCUCGAUUACAUAUAAUCCGUUACUAUGGUAGGCAUACUAACGGAUAUAAGUCUAUGAUUGCCAGGAAAUCACAAAUAUCACAACGAUAGCUAGCAUAUAAGUAGAUGUGAGGCGAAUCUGGAAGUGCUUAUACUUGUGCAGAUUCGACCAAGAACCUUAGAAGUUAUUGCUUCAAAUCCAAAGCACCUAAUGAACCAUAAUAUGCAUUAAUAAAGCAUAAAUCGUAUUAUUGACCACUGAUGGCCUUAUUAGUGCGAC
Molecule: messenger RNA, 1408 nt
Organism: Sphaeroforma arctica JP610
Lineage: Eukaryota; Ichthyosporea; Ichthyophonida
Product: pyrroline-5-carboxylate reductase
Exons: 5
Coding region: 237-1124 (295 amino acids)
Biological process (GO): L-proline biosynthetic process
Molecular function (GO): pyrroline-5-carboxylate reductase activity
Source: RefSeq, a predicted model, not a curated record